Pistacia vera is the source of this 1608-nucleotide messenger RNA. Its product is annotated as cytochrome P450 CYP82D47-like. The record is from RefSeq and is a predicted model, not a curated record. NCBI's taxonomy places the organism in Eukaryota, Viridiplantae, Streptophyta, Magnoliopsida, Sapindales, Anacardiaceae. Gene Ontology annotation, biological process: defense response to other organism. The coding region runs from base 10 to 1608 and encodes 532 amino acids. Gene Ontology annotation, molecular function: iron ion binding; heme binding; oxidoreductase activity, acting on paired donors, with incorporation or reduction of molecular oxygen. The transcript has 2 exons.
AAGCCAUAUAUGGAGUUCAUUUUUGCAUUCCUACACUCUUCGCUGGCAGCCCUGUCUUCUUUCUUACUAUUUCUCUACUGUCUAUUAUGGAUUUCAAGAAGAAAUCAACUGUAUAACAAGCGUUUACCACCGGAAGCUAGCGGUGCAUGGCCUUUUGUUGGCCACCUUCCUCUAUUUGGGCCAAAAAAACCUCCUCACGUAGUCUUGGGCAAUCUGGCUGACAAAUACGGGCCAAUCUUCAGCAUAAAGAUGGGUGUGCAUCGAACUGUGAUCGUGAGCAGUUGGGAAAUGGCUAAAGAGUGUCUAACUACCAAUGAUAAAGUCUUCGCCAACCGUCCAAAGAUGUUAAUGUCGGAGAUCCUGGGCUACAAUUCCGCCAUGGUUGGCUUCAGCCCGUACGGACCUUACUGGCGUCAAAUUCGCAAGAUAGCCACGCUUGAACUCCUCUCUACCCACCGACUUAAGACGUUCAAACACGUACGAGAAUCCGAGACGAAAGCUGCUCUAGAAGAGAUGUAUGAGCUAUGGGAUAAGAAUAAAAGUAGCACCCACGAAACUAAGGUGAUGCUGGAGAUGAAGAAAUGGUUUGGAGACAUAGCGUUAAAUGUGAUUUACAGGAUAAUUGUAGGUAAGAGAUAUGUGGGGAAUACAACAUCAAGUGAGGCUGAAGAGAAGGAUCCGUGGCGAGAUUCAAUAAGGAAAUGGUUUGAAUUAUCGGGGAAAUUUGUGAUAUCAGAUGCAAUUCCGUCUCUAAGGUGGUUGGAUUUGGGAGGAAUUGAAAGGGCUAUGAAGAAAACAGCAAAAGAACUAGAUUAUUAUGUUCAACAAUGGUUAGAAGAGCACAAGCGGAAUAGAGCUUCUACCAAGGUGAAGGGUGACCAAGACUUCAUGGACGUGAUGCUAUCCAUUCUUGAGGACACAACAGAAGAGAUCGCCAAUCAUGAUGCUGAUACUACCAUUAAAGCUACAUGUCUGGCUCUUAUCAUGGCGGCUUCGGAUACCACAACAGUUACAUUGACAUGGGGUCUUUCGCUGUUACUCAACAACCGUGAUGUCCUACAGAAAGCCCAACAAGAAUUAGACACCCACAUCGGUAGAGAAAGGUUACCAAAUGAAUCAGACAUAAAGAACUUGGUGUAUCUCCAAGCAAUCAUCAAGGAAACGCUACGUUUAAGCCCAGCCGCAGCCAUGACAGUUACACAUGAGUCUUUGGCUGAUUGCACAGUGGGUGGCUACCAUAUCCCUGCAGGCACACGAAUGUUUGUUAAUCUCUGGAAAAUUCAUCAUGAUCCACGUAUAUGGCCAGAUCCUUACCAGUUUAAGCCUGAAAGGUUUCUUACAACCCACAAGGAUUUCGAUGUCAAAGGUCAGAACUUUGAAUAUAUACCGUUUGGAAGCGGUAGAAGAAUGUGCCCUGGCUUCUUAUUUGCAUCUCAGAUUAUGCAACUAACGAUGGCUACAUUGCUCCAUGGAUUUGAAAUUUCAACACCGUCAGAUGAAGUGGUUGAUUUGGGAGAGAGUUUCGGGACAGCCAACCUCAGAUUCGCCAAACUCGAAGUCCAUCUCACUCCACGCCUGCCCCUUCAUCUUUACAAGCAGAAUGACUAG